UAGCAUAUAUUCUUGUUCUCUGUGCUUUAAACGUCACGUAGCUAUGGUAACAAAUUAUUACGAGAAAAAUAAUGUCGCACUACAUUAUGUGUCAACGUAUGUUAUACCAGCAGUGAUUUUGUGAUAAUAGUAUGUCAAUGCUGUCAGGAAUUAUAUCCGGAGGUGUAGAUAAUAACCAGAGUUCCUUUGUUCGAUGAGUAUUGGGAUUGAUAUUUCCGGCAAAUAACAUGUCUAUUGGAGUAAAGAUACGUUGAUAUGAUUGUAUAUGUUAUAUGUGACUGGAAACUGCGUCGUUACUGAAGUUGUCGUUUAAGAUGUUAAACAACAGUUGUUAACAUGGUGACUGGACGAGCAAAAGUCAUCUACAGAAAAAGUGUCACGCGGUCGUAGUUGCCAAGGCUGAGCCAUCUCUGUAUGUGAGAGCCGCCCCUCAGAACAGACGGCUCGAUGAGAAUGAAAAUGCAGGCCCGGAAGGAAAUAUCGAUGUUGCACGGUGACGCGAAGCCGGUCACGCGGAUAGACUUUGGGGACCACUACCCGGAAGGCGGCUGGGGAUGGACAGUGGUGGCCGCCGCCACCGUGGUCUACAUCCUGUGCAACGGCAUCCACUUCGCCUUCAGUUCGCUGCUUGUGAUCCUCGUGGACGGUACAUUCAACGUGCACGUAGACGUCGUGGAUGCGGUGUGGCUGGGAAGUAUUGGAAUGGGUGUGGCGUCGCUGCUGUCGCCUGUGGUGACCACUGUAUGCCGCCGGAAGUCCCCACGCCUGUACGCCGUCAUCGGCGGGCUUGUGGUAUCCCUAGGCUGCCUGUUCUUCUCAUUCGCCGAGGAGGUUUUCCAUCUGUUCAUCAGCUACUGCGUGGUCCUCGCUAUAGGAUCCGGCAUCACAGUGACUGCAGCGAACAUCAUGGUGGGCCGCUACUUCCGGACGCGGCGAGAGCUAGCGGAAAUGGUGAUGGUGUCGGGCACUGGCGCGGGCGCCGCCCUUCUAGCCUUCAUCAUGGACGAGCUCAUCAGGAAGUUACGUUGGGAGCAUGCAAUGCACGCGAUCGCGGGUGUGUCGGCGGUAACGAUGGUGGCUGGCGCAUUGUACCGGUCCGCGUCCCUCUACCACCCCCGCCGGAACGUGAUCAUGCACAUCAAGAACCAGAAGAAGUGCCGCCGGGAACGAGAUCAGGAAAAGCCUCCGUACUUCGACUUUGCUGCUUUACGCAUGCGGGCACUACAGGGCAUCAUGGUGACAGUUGCUGUGAUCGGGCUUGGAAUGCACGUGCCCUACAUUCUUCUGCUGCAGACGGCCAGACAGCGGGAAAUACCCGAGGACUCGUUGAUGCACCUGAACGUUUAUCUCGGGGCCGGCUAUGUGGUAGGCUGCUACGUGUUCGGAUAUCUCGUAAUCCGAAACAGCGCUGAGUGCUCAAUUAGUAGAAGACACCUCGCACAGUCGUGCGUCCUCGCGAGCGGCUUGUGUACACUGUUGUUCGUCAUGGCACGUGAUAUGCACGCGUUUUCGCUGUACGCGUGGCUGUACGGGAUCACUUCCGGUGGCUAUUACUACACAGUGAAGAUGUACACGUACGGAAUCCUCAAGGAGAGGAUCAUGGAACGGGGCUGGGGAUUCGUUAAUGCUGCUCAAAUAUUGUCUUUCCUACUUGGUCCGCCUCUUGCCAUUUAUCUCAACGAGUCCUACAGCAGCGAGAUUGCGUGUUACGUGUUCUCUGGGUGUGUGAUGGUGGUGGGCGGUCUCAUGUUCUACUGCAUGCCGCUGUUCGAGCGGCACCCCUCCAACCAGGAUAUCGUCCAACACUACCAGAGCGCCUGCUCCAAGAACACCACUGAGGCCGCCGCCCUGCUCGACCUGGACCUUACCAACGCCAUGGUGACCAAGCCUCUGAACAAUGUACAGUUUAUUGUGUCUCCUUCUAGGAUGAAACAUAACCAUGGUAAAGACACGAGCAAAAUACAAAUGCAGUGCUUUAUUCAGCAUAGAGACAAAGAGAAACCAAAACAAAUUGUGCUUUCACGGAUAACUGAGGAGAAGGAGGGCCUGCGGCUAGACUUUAAUGAGGUAUCCUACAUCAGCACCAACUCCAAGUCCUGCUCUGACGCCAGCGGCCGCCGAAAGUCCCUCUCGGACCGGGACCUGUGCUUCUCGAGCGGGGACAACAACGGGUCGGAGAUUCCGUCCGAGGGGGUCGCCUCCCACCAAACCGACCGCUCCAAGGGCAGCCAUGCGUCGCGUGCUGAGUGCAAGUUCCGGCGGAGCUCGGAUAAUGUGAAGCUUGAGUUCUUUGACCCACCCUCCCAGGAGAAAGAGUCCACCGCAACCGUCUCUUACGACAGCGACCUUUACAUUAACCUCUGUGAAGCUCAAGUAUAAUAUUUAACGGUCGCUUGUCACUCAGCAUUUGUUAUGAUUAUAUUAAACUAAAUUGUAUAUAUGGGUGUACAUACAUAUGGAUAAUCUGUGUCUUACAUGUGCAUAUCUUUUCUGAGAAAUGCGCAAGGACCAACGUGGAACGGACAACGCGUAGUUGCUGAUUCUGUUCACUGGAUAUACAGCUGUUGUGUUUUAUGCUCCAAUUUCAUACAUGAAUUAUUACUUUUAUUUUGAAUAUUAAGUGAUUGUGUUGAUACUGCCUUUCAUUAUAUCUCUAGAUAUAUUUUCAAAAAAGUUAAUCGGUACGUAUAUUUUAUAUGGCAAGGUAUCAUUCAGAAGAGUUACUACCACAUAAGCGAAUCCUUCAAAACAUUCUUAAAAAUAUAUAUUUCAGCUCUUGUAAAGAAAGUAGAGUCAAGUUGUCUUCGUAACGUUUUAAAGUGUACUCCGAUACGAAAAACAACCUAAAGAAGGAUAUAAAUAACGUAUGAUGUGUAAUUUUAUACACACGUGAUGUGUAAUUGCCAUGUUUAUAUGGGAUCCCAUAUUGCUUUGUUAAAGUGCUUUUGAGUAUGGCUUCACAAUAAUGUAUAAGCCUAAUGUUUCGCGGUCGACAUACGAUUUACUGUCGAGUACUUUACAGAUAUCACAAAUGUUCUACUUUUUGGUAGACAAAAACGAAGACAAGCUGUCACUGUGUUGAUGGUUAAAAUUCUUUAUUGCUUUUAAAUAAUUACUGUUUUGAUCUCAAACUGGAAUGAAGUACACUCAUAUUUAGUACAUUUAUUCAUGUGUUUAUGCCCCUGUUAUGUGGACAAUUUGAUUUUCCGCUGUAGUUUUACUGAUAGACAUCUGGGACAAAAUUCUCCCUUUUCUGGUGGACACCUGCGACAAAACACUUCUUCAUUGCCAUUACUGGACACCUGGGACGAAGCGAUGCCUCAUUGCCUCUUCUGAUAGACAGCUGGUAAAAAGUGCUGCGUCAUGGCCUCCUCAUGUGGGCAUCUUGGAGAAAAUGUUGCUCCUUUCCCUCUGCUGGCGGACACUUGGGUAAAAAAGAUGCGCCUUUCAAUCUGCUGGCGGACACCUGGGUCAAAAAGCUGCUUUUCCUCUGCUGGGGGACACUAGGGUCAAAAAGCUGCUUUUUCCUCUGCUGGGGGACAUUAGGGUCAACAAGCUGCUUUUUCCUCUGCUGGCAGACUUCUGGAUCAAAAAGGCACUCCUUUCCCUCUUGUGGCGGACACCUGGGUCAAAAAAGGUGCGUUUUUCAUUCUACUGGUGGACAUCUUGGUCAAAAAAGCUGCUCCCUUUCCUCUGCUGGUGGAUACCUGGUAAAAACAGAUGCUCCUUUCCCUCUGCUGGCAGACACCUAGGUAAAAAAGCUGUUCCAUUCCCUUUGCUGGUGAACACCUUGGUCAAAAAAGCUGCUCCUUUCCCUCUGCUGGCGGACACCUGGUAAACAAUGAUGCUCUUUUCCCUCUGCUGGCGGACACCUGUGUCAAAAAAGAUGCUCCUUUUCCUCUGCUGGCCGACACCUGGGUAAAAAAAAACUGUUCCAUUCCCUCUGCUGGCGGACACAUGGGUUAAAAAAGCUUAUUCUCUCCCUCUCAAAAAAGAAUGCGCCUUUCAUUCUGCUGGUGGACACCUGGGUCAAAAAAAGCUUAUUCUUUCCCUCUGCUGGCGGACACCUGGGUAAAAAAGCUACUCCUUUCCCUCUGCUGGCGGACACAUGAGACGAAAUGCUCCUUCAAAAACUGUACUGGCGGACACCUUGGUCAAAAAAGUUGCCCCAUCCCUUUAACUUCUGAGCGUUUUGCAUGUCGUUGGAAUUUUGCAUAUCACCCCUUUGUAGAAUUCCAAGAGAGUGAAAGCUUUUCUACGGAGAUAGUCUUUAUUCAAUGGAGCAUUCAGCGUCUGCUUGUCAAAAUGUAAAUGGCUGACACAGGGUUAUACUUUUAAAGCCCUUCACACAAAAUUAUGUUAGUAUCCAUGUACUAAAUUCGAUAUAAAAGGGUGCAACACCUGCUCAUUGCAAUAUUGAAUGAGCUGAAUGUUAAUGGAACCUAGAGAGAGUUUCAGUUACAAACAUUAUUUUUCAAGUAUGUUAAUAGAAAAAAUAACACACAAUCCUUCCUUUGUUAGAUGUAGCUGAAAUUAUGUUGAUAAUGUUUUAACGGACUUGUCUUGAAGACGGGUUACUUUUCAAUGAAUUAUGAAAUGCUGUUAAAUAAUGUCGUAACAUUUGUUCAUAUGACUACAAAAUUAAAGAAUACCUUUAUCUAGAA
Mya arenaria is the source of this 4664-nucleotide messenger RNA. RefSeq names its product monocarboxylate transporter 12-like. Gene Ontology annotation, molecular function: monocarboxylic acid transmembrane transporter activity. NCBI's taxonomy places the organism in Eukaryota, Metazoa, Mollusca, Bivalvia, Myida, Myidae. Gene Ontology annotation, biological process: transmembrane transport. Bases 448 to 2379 code for a protein of 643 amino acids. The transcript is spliced from 8 exons. The record is from RefSeq and is a predicted model, not a curated record.